AGAAAUGGGAUCUUUAUAUCGUCAGUCAAUGGUUCGUUAUCAUCUAGUUCUUCCAUUUGCCUUGGCGUAUUUAAAACGUCUUUCAUAUUAACAUUUUCUACAGCAUCUUGCAGUCUUUCUUGAGCUGCAACCUUUCUGUCGAUUGUAUCAUCUGAACACCCUUCCUCAUCUCCCGUUGACGAUGGCGAAAGACUGUAAAAUUUAACACUGUGUCAAUUCCAUAUAGGAGUGCUGUGAAAUCCUGGGAAUCAACGGACUCAAACAACAACAAAAUUUAGUUGUGAAAAAGCCAAGGUACGGCCUUUUCUUGAACUACAUACGAGCUUUUACUCUUUUAGGCUUAUAGGGCACUGUAUGAACCCAGCUAACCGGGAACCUCAGCUAGAUGAGAUCCAUGCAUGCCCUUUGUUCAAUUUGUCUGCAUAUGAGAAACGAGCCAGCACGGCUACUUGAGAUCUAACCUUGUGUUCCGUGCGUGGGGGUCUGAGCCAAGUGGAAUAGAACUUUCCAUAUGAAGGUUUUAUCCAACCUGAGCUGGAUGGAUUCCAUGCCGAUUUUGAGCAAUAAUCCCCGAGCCAACGGCGUGGCGCGCAUUUCCGGGCGUAAGCCCGGGGCGAGGGUACUAAUUCCGCCCGCCUAUUUACACCCGGGGAAAGGAAAGCAUUAGCGAAGUCUAAAGUUCAUCAAUGAUCGCGGGCGCAUGUUGUAUGGAUGGUCAUCUCACUGAUCUCAAAAUAUGGCUGUUUGCCAGGAGUGAAGAAGGCAAAAAUAUAAAAAAUACAUGUAAGAAAGCUUGGAAAAUCGUUUCACAUAAAUCACGUAAAACUUUUUUUCAAUUUUUAAUGGUAAACAAUUAUAAGAAUUGAUUUAGUAUGAGAAAUCUUGAAGUAUAGGGCAAGUUUGUUUCAAUUGUUUAUGUAUGACUUUGUAUUAAAUUAAUAUAGACUUUGUUCUUGUUGUUCAAGUCUUUCCUAUGCAUUGUAUGCGAAAGCUUCUUAGUUAAAUUAACAUUUGUAGAAGUUCAUGAUAAAAAGGAAAGCAAAUUAUUUUCGUAAGCGUGCUGUACGAAUUAAAUUUAUUUCAUUUCAAAGUGCAAGUAAUAAGUUGAAGCACAUGUUGAAGAGUUUAAUAUCGGCAAAAAGCAGUUAAUUUCAAUUCACAUUUAAAGGACAUUGGCAACGAAAAUUUUUAUUGGCUAUUUCAAUCCUACUUGACAACCGAACUAUGAAAAUAUUAUCAUUUCCUUCUUAAAUAUUUUAGUCCACGAGUAAAAUGCAUGCAAACUUUGUGUUUCGGCCAGUUUCGCCGCCAUCUUGGAAAAUAUUUUUGAAAAAUUAUCUCGAAGGUCAAUGAACUUCGUGACGUCAUUGGUAGCACCAAAACUACAAGAGAGAAUUCUAUUGCGUGCGUGUUAUGUUAGCUAAAAAUAUGUCGUUUUGAGCGUUAUACUGGCCAACACUCUUCGCAAUAAAACAAGAGAAGUCUACACUAUCAGAUAAAAACAUAUCGAGCGACUGGGAAAGCAAGAAAUGGCGCAAUUUACAAUGCAAGUAAUUGAUCAUAAAAUAUUGCAUUAGUAUUUGCCUUUUUACACUCGAAUUUCUGCGCUUAUUUAACACGGAGUAGGAUAUAUACUAUGAGAAAUAGUGUUACAAACAAGUUACAUACUUGGUAAAACUUUUCUGUCUUUUGUUUUGGCUCAAAAUGCACUACGCGUGGUAAUACACGGUAUUGUUUAUAGUCAUGAGAUUGUGUUUACCCAGCCAAUGACGUCAGAUAAUGUAUUUUGUGGCAUAAAUUCGCAUACGCGCUUACUUUCAAAAUGGCGGACAACUGUUCAAAUUUUCUCAAAUUCAAUCAAAUUUUCUCAGCAACUAAACGCGACAAACCGGCCAAAAUAUGAAAUUAAAUAUUCCGUAAGUAUACCUAAUAGAUAUAAGUAAUAAAAAUUUUGGUUGCCAAUGUCCUUUAAAAACGUUAUACGUAGAGCUUCGUUUUGAAUUUUACAUUAAAAUAAAGCCCAUAGAAAAGAAAAUAAUAUACCUACUUUAUGUAUUUUAGAAAUUAAUAGUUCUGUAUUUAAAAGUGUUCAAGUUUCAUUAUAGGCUUGCAAAAAAUUAAAAAAACAAUUAUCGUGUUGCCAUGACUAACAUGACGUGAACAACGCGAGCCUGCGUUCAGUGUCGGCGUAAUUACGAAUACUUCAUGUUGAGACAAUGUUUGGAAAAUAUAGGCGAGGGGUUGUUGCAUGCAUGUAUUUCUCGUAUAGUUAGUGUAAUGAACGGCAUAGUUACUAUUAAAGUCGUAAUACAAGGUACAGUUUCUUUAAUUACAACAAAAAAAAACCCGAAAUGUUGUUGGAGAUUAACAUCGAUCCAAGAACAUCAAUCGCCUCAUGAUCGUACGCUGUACGUGAAACACUGUGUAGCGACAAAAUAAAAUUUCAAGAUUGAAAUUUGUUGUUUUUGUUUUUGCUCUACUGAUUUAUUGGAUUGGUGUUGAGCACUCUAGUACAUAUACAUAUAUAUAUAUAUAUAUAUAUAUAUAUAUAUAUAUAUAUAUAUAUAUAUAUAUAUAUAUAUAUAUAUAUAUAUAUAUAUAUAUAUAUAUAUAUAUAUAUAUAUAUAUAUAGAUAGAUAGAUAGAUAGUACAAUCUGCAGACAUGCAUGUGCAUCAUCAGUGCAGCUUGGUACACAUCUAGACACGGAAUGACCUUCGUAUUGAUAUACAUGGCACUUGCUCUCCCAAGCGUAUGUGGUACAACACGAACCAUCAACGCAUCUAGACAUGCGCAGAGUGACAUGGGGCCAGAGUGCUCAAACAAGCACGAGGGAAGUGAGCUUUGCAUUAUUGCUAAUGGACACCCAAUUAACUCCACAGAGUGCUUUUCACAAAGUGAUUUUCGGAAAGGUCCUGAACUAAAUAAACUAUUUUAGAAGGAAGACAUGCAUAUACUACAUAACUAUGAAAAAUAUUAAAAAAUUAUACGAGGGAAAGUUCAAAGAUUGCUAAAAAAGUUUCUCUUAAAUGUAGAAAUAUUAGUAGAUAGUUUUAUCUUUCUGUCCAAGUUGUUCCAGUCUGUUAUGGGCUGAUAAGCGAGUCUUUGCUUUCCCCAAUUCCUUGACACUUUAGGUGGCCUUAAAUUGUCCUUAUAUCGCGUAUUGUAGUUGUGUAUUUCUCUGUUCGCUAGAAGUUCAAAUCUAUGUGAGGUAUGAUUAUUUAGACACUUAAAAAUAAAUAAACAUCUAUGAUACAGUCUGCGUUGUUCAAGAGUGGUCCAGCCUAAAUUGUCUAAUGCUUCUGUUACCGAUGAAAAAAAUGGUCUAUCUAAAACAAUCUUGGCGGCUUUGUUCUGGAGUAUCUGAAGAUUGUUCAUUAACACUAUAUUACCUUUGUCUCCCCAUAUAACACCCGCAUAGUCAAAGAUUGGGAGUACGAGACUGUUAUAAAAAAGGAUUCGUGCAUUAAAUGGUAGCAGGUGUUUAAUCCUACGAAGUAGACCUAGGCGUUGAUUGACUUUAGCGGAAAUGCGAUCUAUAUGUUCUGACCAGGUGAAGUUGGCUGUGAUGGUGACUCCUAAGUACUUGAAAUUGCUGGCGUUGGAGACUUCAGUAUUGUUGACAGAGACAGAUAUCGAAGAUAUAUUACAUAACUUCCUAUCACUGCCUAUUAUCAUUGAUCGAGUUUUAUUUAAAUUCAGUGUCAGCUUAUUCUCAUUUAAUUAAAUUAAUUAACCAAAUCGCUAACUUAAGUAAAUCUUCAUUAAGAUUUUUUUCAAGAUCAUUGACAUCCGAGGCGUAGCAAUAUAAGACUGUGUCGUCGGCAUACAAGGCAACAUUGCAUUUAUUUAUAACACUGGGCAGAUCGUUUAGGUACACGAGAAAGAGAAGUGGGCCCAAAGAGUAGGCAAGACCGAGAUACGAUAGUUUGUAGGAUUGGAACGUUCACCUGAUUUAAAUAGGGCCAUGAUCUUAGCACAUUUCCAAAUCUUUGGGAAAUGGUUGCUCUUGAUGGAAAGAUUAAGUAACCUUGUUACAGACUUUCUGAUUGAACAAGACGCACAUUUUAAGAGUCUUGCGCUUAUUUUGUCCAAACCGAUAGCUUUGUUGGUUUUCAAAGUCUGGAGUUGUGCAAGAACAUAGGAUUCUUGUUCUUCUUCGAGCUCAAACAUUGUUUUCGAGACAGGAGUGGGAUAUAUAUAUAUAUAUAUAUAUAUAUAUAUAUAUAUAUAUAUAUAUAUAUAUAUAUAUAUAUAUAUAUAUAUAUAUAUAUAUAUAUAUAUAUAAUUAAGUUUUUGGUUUACGAAACACAAACAGUGCUCAAUACCAUAUAGAGCGUAAUAUAGUUUUUCGUUUUACCUCAAAAAAACCCACAACAGUCUGUUUCAUCCGUAUAGGAACCAACAGGUGGUGAGUAAUUUCGAAAUUAUAGGUUGCUUUUAUGCUCUCGAAAGAAUGCGCGGAAUGCGUGUAGGCGAAACAAUGCUUAGGCGAGACAAUUAAUGCUUAGGCGAAACAGUGCUUUGGCGAAACAAUGCUUGGGUCAUAAAAUUUUGUUAACGACCUUGUUUACUCGAAACCGAUUUUUGUGACGACACUUGCCGAAAAUUUCGCUUCUUUUAUUGAGUAAAUUGUCUGUGUUUAUGUCUUUCAAAAUGCAAAAUGUUUCUUCCAAACAUAAAUUGAAGCGUUUUAAUCAUUCCCGGUUUCAAUCAUUUCUGUUUUCAUCAUUCCUGGUUUUAAUUUAUUAUUAAAGAACCGUAGCUCUGAUGUGCAUGGAGGUGUUGGACUAUACGUUCCAUCCGGUUUAAGGCACUGACUGACAUCUACCACCCUGAGCUUGAGGUGCUAUGGACAUACGUCAAACCCGCGCGACUUCCCAGAGGUAUCCCUUGUAUAGUAUUUGGAACUGUGUAUCACACCCACUAUCCUCUAGGUGCCAGUGACAAUGCGAUGUUGGAUUACCUCGCUUCAUCGCUGAUAACUAUCGAAGGACGUUACCCUGGUUGUGGCAUAUUGCUUACUAGUGACUUUAAUCGUUUGACUUAAGUCGUCUCCUUAGGCAAUUCAAGCUAAAACAACUCGUCCAUGGUCCAACAAGAGGUGAGCGGAUUCUCGACCUCAUUAUUACGAACAUGCCUCAACUGUAUGAGAAGAACUCGGUUCAAAGCUUUCCACCUUUCGGGUUGUCGGACCACUCAGUGUUAUUGUUACAGCCUAAAUCAAGAACCGUACGAAGUUGCACCAGUCGUUUCGUGACUCGGAGGGAUACUCGAUUGAGCCGAAGACUGGAACUUGGGAGGUAUCUUAGCUCGAUUGACUGGUCGAUUGUUGAUUCCAUCAUUGGAUGUGAAAACUAGUUACUACUCUUUGAAGAUCUGGUUAAAAAUGGUGUCGAUAUUCUCAUGCCACUAAAGUCUGUUAAACUUCACGUCAACGACGCUCCCUGGGUCACGAGGUUAAAAAUAUUUCGGGGAUGGUCCCUGCAACGUCGAAUGUUGAUAUUCGCUCGCAGCAUCACAUUGACGGCAUUGAUGGAAAGUCAAAUAAGUAUAUUGCAGAUCUUAUUACCACCUCUCUCCUCGAACCCAUGCAAGCAUACCAACUACUUGCCUGUCUUCCUCCAUUCGACGAAAAAUCCGAGGUAUUAAAGCUUGAUGUUUAUUCUGUGUAUUCGAGAUUACUAACGUUAAACCCCCGCAAAGAGUGUGAUCCGGACGAGAUUCCUAACUGACUACUUACAGAAUAUGCAGAAUUUCUUGCAAACCCAGUUUGUAACAUCUUAAAUAGUUCAUUUGAGGAACAAGCGCUUCCAGCAUCAUGGAAAUAUGCCAAUAUCACACCACUGUCUAAGACGAAACCGGUUUCAAUAAUUGCCAAUCAUAUAAGACCCAUCUCGCUAACAUCAGUUCUAUCGAAGUUAGCUGAGGACUUUAUCGUUAAGAAUUAUGUUGGACCUGCUGUUCUUGAAAUCAUCGAUUCCAAUCACUUUGGUGCCAUCCUUAAGUCGUCUACUACUCAGGCUCUUAUAUGCAUGAUGUAUGUGUGCACUUCUGCCACUGAUGGAACAGGUGCAGCAGUGAUGAUCAUAUUGCUAGACUAUAAAAAAGCCUAAUUUGAUCUGAUCGACCACCGCAUUCUAGUUGACAAAGUCCUUUCCCUUCGAAUACCAUGUGGUGUAGCUCGCUGGGUGUGUGAUUUCCUAUCAAACAGAUUCCAACGUGUAAAGUUGUCAAAUGAUUGUUUCUCUGAAUGGGGUGCUGUUCCAUCUUGUGUCCAUCAGGGAACUAAGCUAGGACCCUGGUUGUGCUUGUUAAUGAUCAAUGACCUCAAUCCAUCUGAAGCGCAUGCUUGGAAGUAUGUAGAUGACACCGCGUUAGCUGAAGUUGUUCCACGGAAUGGCGAAACCUUUAUUCAGAACGCCGUUUCUGAUGUCGAGAGGUGGUCUAAUUUCAACACGCUCCAACUGAAUGCUGACAAGUGUAAAUGGUCAUCGACUUUAAGAGACAAAAACAAAAGUUUGACGCAAUCACAAUCACCUCCAAAGAACUCGAACAGAGCAGUGCCAAGGUGUUAGGAGUUAUCAUAUCCAGUUCACUCCAAUGGGUUGACCAUGUUAACGAAGUAAUCAAGAAAGCGAAUAAACGUUUCUAUUUCUUGAUCUUGCUCCAGCGUGCUGACGUUCCUGCUUGUGAUAUUGUCAAUUUCUACUGCACUGUUAUUAGACCGGUUCUCGAGUAUUGUGCUCCUGUUUUCCAUCAUGCUCUCCCUGUAUACUUAUGUGAUGACCUUGAGCGCAUUCAAAAGCAUGCGCUGUCCAUAAUAUCUCCGGGGUUAUCAUAUACGGACAAUCUUAGGAAAUUGAAUAUCAGUUCCUUGAGAGACAGAAGACUGAAACUGUGUAAGAAACUAUUUCAGUCAGUUAUAUCUGAUACCGAGCACAAACUUCACCAUCUUGUGGUAUCCCAAGAAUAUCUCAGCAUAUAAUCUGAGAGGACAGCGACCUUUUGACUGUCCGACCACACGAACAAAUCGUUUUAGGAACACAUUUGUCGUUUCUAUGACAAAGGAGUAGUUUAAAAGGAUAUUGGUGGGGUUGAUAUGACUUCCACCACCAUUUCCGUUGCCUCGCGUUAACCUUUUGCUUUUAUGCAUGUUUUGGGGUUUUUUAGUUGUGCUUAUAACCUUGCUUGCUCGCCUUCGUGGUCUUUCCGUACGCUUGAUCAAGUUAAUUGACCAUUUGCGUAAUAGACUAAAUUUUGAUCAAAACAAGUCUAGACAAAAAUUUCAUCACAGCUUGAAAGAGCAUCACAAAAUUUUACAACAUUUCGCAACGAAACUUUGGAAUAUUACUAAUUUUGUGAUGCUCUUUCAAGCUGUGAUGAAAUUUUUGUUGAGAUCAAAAUUUAGUCUAUUACGCAAAUGGUCAAUUGAUUGGGUAGCCCAGACUUGAGAGCCAUAGGAUAGCUAGUUGGGAACGGACAAGGGACAAAUAUAGGGUGCAACGAACGGAGAUAGUUUUUAUGUCAAGUGUUGCUCUUCUUAUAUAUCCUAACAUCUUACUUUUCUUGUGUGCAUUGACAUUCAACAUGUUUUGACCAGGUAAGGUUAGAUGUAAUCCACACUCCCAAAUCACGUUCAAACUCGGUGCUUCCUAAGACAUUGUUAUGAAGGCUUGUACGGGUAUUCUAUCUUCUACUUUCGGGUAAUUCUUAGAAUUUUGCACUUUUCAGCGUUAAGUUGACAUUGCUGGAGCACACUUCAAAGUUGGUAAGGUCUUCCUGUAGCGAGGAUGCAUCGGAUAUGGAGCUUAUGGUUCUGAAGAUCUUCGUAUCAUCUGCAAAGGUGGCGAUAGUUGAAUUAUUCACGGUGUUGUGGAGGUGGUUUUCGUACAAUAGGUACAACAAUGGGCCAAGUAUCGAACCUUGCGGCACUCCAGAUGUCACGGCUAAAGGUCUUGAUGUUGCUCCAUGAACCGUUGUUUGCUGACGACGAUUACUGAGAUACGAUGAGAACCAGUUCAGGAUGUUUCCCCGAAACCCAAAUUAGCGUAGUCGAUGAAGAAGCUUAGUAUGGCUUCUUUUAUCGAAUGCCUUCGACAUAUUUAAAUAAAUCACGUCUAUUUGUUCGCCAUUGUCCAAUUUGCACCCUAUCUGUUCAAAUACUUCAAUAAGUUGCGUAACGCACGAUUUUCCUAUCCGUGUUGACAAACGUUGAUUUGUUGGAAUACUUGAUGUUUGAUGUUAUUAAAGACGCAACGUUCGAGUACUUUAAAGAUAAGUGAAAGCAAUGAGAUUGGUCGAUAGUUCUCUACGUAGGAUUUCUCACCUCGCUUAUGCACAGGUACGACAUUAGCUAAUUUCCAAUCAUCAGGAAGAAUGCCACAGCGUAAUGAUUUGUUGAAGAGUGCGCAAAGUGAAGGAGCGUUCUGGAACGCAGUUUCUGUCAGUAGUCGCGCAGGAACUCCAUCGGGGCCGUGAGCUUUGUUGUUAUCCAAAUUUCUCUAAUGUUAUGUCUUCCAAUAUAAUGUCAGUUUCCGUAUGUUCUUGUUGUCGUUCGUGAUCAAUAUCGGAGUUAUGCGUAAAGAUAGAGGCGGAAUAUGUGUUGAAUAUAUUUUCAAGUUCUACGGCGUUAUUGGCAGAAGUUCUUUCAGUGUUGCUCACUUUCAUGUAAACUUUUUCUGGAAUAUUCGAUACUUUAGUUUUUGUAUUAAAAAAUGUCCAAAAACGUUUGGGAUUUAAUCCACGAACGAACAAAUUGAGUUGAUGUACUCUAGUUGACUUUCAC
Molecule: messenger RNA, 8786 nt
Organism: Paramuricea clavata
Lineage: Eukaryota; Metazoa; Cnidaria; Anthozoa; Malacalcyonacea; Plexauridae
Source: the annotation of a GenBank genome assembly